AUGGCGACUAAACCGGAACACAAUGACACUAACUUCACGGUCUUUAUUCGUCUGCCAUUUCCGAGAGGAGAUUUUGUGGAUCCACCACCGGUGGUAUGGAAUGCUGCUAAAGACCAGGCGUUAUGGGGUAUUCUUUCUCGACCGUCCAAGGGCGAUGACAUAGACUGGAAAGCAUUGGCUGAUAACUUCGAUGUCACUUUACAAUUUUUACUCCAGCAAGCAGCAUGGCUCUAUGAUCGCCAGCUGUCACAGGUUCGGGCCCAGAUGCGGAAAUUUGACCCGACCGCUCAGUCAAACUCCCCGUCACCAGCUCCGGGCUCUGUGUCCGGGAGCACAGCACUGCCGGGGCCACCGAUGAAGGAUAUUCCUGUAGUUGGACCACGAGGGCCUGUCCGACAGGUGACUCAGCAGAAGGAACCAUUUCCGCGAGGCAAGUUUCUGUCUAUUUCAGCCAGUGGUCAUGGUCGGAGCACAAGCUCUACCUCGACCACAACCAUUAACCAAAUCCGCGGUUCUCGAGAUCCGUCUCGCACCGAUACCCCAACAGCAGAAGGUACUGAGCAACGGCGGGAUUCUUAUGGCCGUCGCCCAUCCAUCAACAGACCCCAACCCCCAGUGGCUCCAUUCUUGCGGUCUCCUCCAUUAGAGGAAGAAAAUUUAUCAUCAAGCUCCCCAGAUUCCGACUCAGAAGAUGAAGCACUCCCAGCUCAGCGCUUCCGGCGGUUUGGACAAUACUCUAUACACCGUGCCGGCCUUAGAGACGACGAAGACGACGACGACGACGCACCUGCCUUCCUACCACUACAUCGGGAACCCGAGCAAGGUCCACGAGAUCGACCAGCCCAGGAACUUAGUGCCACAUUACGGUUAGACGCGGAACGUGCAGCCCUAGCACGGCGGCGUAUCGCCGAGCGAUCUGGGCAAAGGAUGCCCGUUGCUUCGGAGUCGUCCGCAAGCUCGAUGAGCUCCGGUGCUCCUGUGGUUGUGCAGGGAGGACAAGCGGGUGCUACAUCAAGUCACCAGCGCUCUGGGGAACCGUCUCGGCUGAGUCCCCGGAAGUCCCAUACCUCUGGCACACAGGCAAGUGAUGGGACUCCAAGCAUGGGAAGCAGCUUCAGUGAUUUGGAUGAUGCGAGCGUUACACAGUCAGCGUUGGAGGAGGCUCUUAUGAGCAACAUGCAGCAUGGCGGGAUGGCUAGCAGGAUGAGCACUAUCAGUCAAGCUUUGCGUAGUCGUUAUUUGCAGUGA
Penicillium pulvis is the source of this 1248-nucleotide messenger RNA. RefSeq lists its product as uncharacterized. Gene Ontology annotation, cellular component: phagophore assembly site. The record is from RefSeq and is a predicted model, not a curated record. Gene Ontology annotation, biological process: autophagosome assembly. NCBI's taxonomy places the organism in Eukaryota, Fungi, Ascomycota, Eurotiomycetes, Eurotiales, Aspergillaceae. The transcript is spliced from 7 exons. The coding region runs from base 1 to 1248 and encodes 415 amino acids.